Messenger RNA from Phyllostomus discolor (pale spear-nosed bat), 1426 nucleotides. It is a transcript of the gene NHLRC4, whose product is annotated as NHL repeat containing 4. The record is from RefSeq and is a predicted model, not a curated record. NCBI's taxonomy places the organism in Eukaryota, Metazoa, Chordata, Mammalia, Chiroptera, Phyllostomidae.
GCCCCAAACUCGACUCAACUGUAGUAACUUACCUCAGAGAGGUGAAGCCAGCAUAUCCACCCUCUGGCCUCCUGCUCUGACCCCCCUGGCCUUCCCCACUAGUUGAUCAUCUGCCCCUCAGGGCCUUCACCUCACUCUGGACCGACCUGGAGACUCUACUCACUCCUGGCUGCUCAGGGAGGUCCAGGUGCCUUCAGGACCUGGACAGGGGCCUAGGGUUCUGCACUACUUUGCAAAUGGCCUGCCCUUCCUGACAGCUGGGUCUGCUCCCUACAUCUAUGUGCUGGACCUUGUGAGACUGCCACUUGCCUUGCCAAGUUCCAGGGGUCAGGGACUUCCUGCCAGAGGAUGUGGCUGUGACAGCUGCUGGGCUCAUGGUGGUCAGUGACCUUGUCCACAGGGCUGUCCAUGUGCUCAUGGACAUAUUUCCCAAACCCCCAAGGCCACUGGGUGACAGUGGACACCUCCUGGCCCCGCAGGGGCUGGCUGUGGAUGCCACUAGCUGCUUCCUGGUAACAGACUAUAGGCCUGGGGCUGUACACAGCUUCACAUCAGUCCCCACCUUGGAGCUGCUGGCCUCAGCCUCCAUGCUGCGUCUGGAGGGCCCCUGCUGGGUGGGCCUGGGGCCAGAUGGGGGCUUUGCUGUGAGUGAGGAGUUCGGGGUUGUUCGGAAGUUUCUGCCACCCCUGGGCUUCCCGGGGGGCCUGCCAGGGCCUGCCUUUGGCAGCCCAGCCUGUGUGUGCACUGACUCAGAGGGUAAUGUCAUUGUGACAGACAAGCAGCAGUGCCAACUGCCCCUGCUUCCCUGGGCUGCGGCACCUACCUGCUUGGUGUUAAAGGGGCUGGGGCGGCCCUUGGGCAUGGCCUGUGCGCCCCAGGGCCAGCUCAUGGUGGCGGAUGCAAGAGGCAGCUACAUCAAGAGGUACCGGUGAGGCAGGAUAGUAAGAAGCUAGGAAAAUUCCUUGGCAAGUGGAAUAGGGAAACCAAGACAGACAGCUGAACACACUGGCUGAUCAACUCACAGACAGGUGCAGAUGGUCACGAGGGGAACCCAAGUGUCUGGCAGGGGGCAAACUGGGAAAAUGAGGACCUUGCCCCCAGAAUAACCUCUUCUUUCCUGGUCUUUCCUCCCUGGAGACAACAUCCAGGCCUCAGUUGUGUUUCAGCUCCAGGCCCAGAAAAGCAGCAAAACCAGGUGGGUGAUGCCAGGACCAACUGCAGUGACUAGAGAGCCCCUGCCCUGUCACUGACCAAUCAGUGGAGAGCAUGACCCUGCAAGGGUGCACCUGGAGAACUGAUGAUUAUUCUUCUGAAACCCCCUGAGACCUUCCCUAAGAUUCCUGCCUAUAAGAGAGAGAAAAAAGCCUCAAGAGGAAGGACCCAGCUGGAACCGCUCUCCCUCUGGGGAGCAGCCCACACCAUUCCC